Myiozetetes cayanensis is the source of this 1202-nucleotide messenger RNA. It is a transcript of the gene MOS, whose product is annotated as MOS proto-oncogene, serine/threonine kinase. Gene Ontology annotation, molecular function: protein kinase activity; ATP binding. Gene Ontology annotation, biological process: protein phosphorylation. The record is from RefSeq and is a predicted model, not a curated record. The transcript has a single exon. Bases 81 to 1130 code for a protein of 349 amino acids. Lineage: Eukaryota; Metazoa; Chordata; Aves; Passeriformes; Tyrannidae.
UUGGAAGGCAGUGUGGAGUCCUUUCUGUUGGGGAAAUUUUCUAGUCUUCUGGCUUGGCCCCUGGUUUUCUCCAUCUUAUUAUGCCAUCACCUAUUCCUCUUAAUUGUUUUCUAUCUUUUGAGUAUUCCCCAUCUGCAGAUUUGCGUCCCUGCAGCAGCCCUUUAGUUAUCCCUGGCAAAGACAGCAAAAGCUUUCUGGGGGGAACUCCUUCAGUCAGGACUCGCCGCUUGCCUCCCCGCCUGGCCUGGUGCUCCAUUGACUGGGAGCAGCUCUGUCUCCUGCAGCCCAUAGGCUCUGGGGGCUUUGGUUCUGUCUACAAAGCCACCUACCAUGGUACAACUGUGGCUGUGAAGCAGGUGAAGAAAAGCAGCAAAAACCGGCUGGCAUCGCGACAGAGCUUCUGGGCUGAGCUGAACGUAGCCUGGCUACAGCAUGAGAACGUGGUACGUGUGGUGGCUGCCAGCACGUGUGCCCCAACCAGCGAGAACAGCCUGGGCACCAUCAUCAUGGAGUAUGUGGGCAGCAUCACCCUGCACCAUGUGAUUUAUGGCACUGGAGAUGCGUGGAGACAGGGUGAGGAUGAUGAAGGAGGAUGCGGAAGGAAGGCCCUGAGCAUGGAAGAGACCGUGUGCUAUUCUUGUGACAUCAUGACUGGCUUAGCCUUUCUCCACUCACAGGACAUUGUGCACUUGGACCUGAAGCCUGCAAACAUCUUCAUCACUGAGCAGGGAGUGUGCAAGAUUGGAGACUUUGGGUGCUCCCAGAAACUGGAGGAGGGCUUGUCUCACAGCUCCCAUGUUUGCCAGCAAGGGGGCACUUACACACACCGUGCCCCUGAGCUCCUCAAGGGGGAGAGGGUCACUGCCAAAGCAGACAUCUACUCGUUUGCCAUCACCCUCUGGCAAAUCAUCAUGCGGGAGCAGCCCUACCUGGGAGAGCGGCAGUACGUGCUCUAUGCUGUGGUAGCCUACAACUUACGCCCUUCGCUGGCUGCUGCUGUUUUCCACGAGUCACCACUGGGCCAGAUACUCCAGAGUAUUAUUAGCUGCUGCUGGAAAGCCAAUGUAGAGGAGCGCCUGAGUGCAGCCCAGCUGCUUCCCAGGCUCAGGGCCCUCAAACAGAGCCUCUAGGAAAACUCUGGACACUUUAAAUUUGUUUUGUCAACUUUUCUUUUCCUUAACUCUUCGUCUGAACAUAAUUAA